Messenger RNA from Erinaceus europaeus (western European hedgehog), 1900 nucleotides. It is a transcript of the gene CHMP2B, whose product is annotated as charged multivesicular body protein 2B. Gene Ontology annotation, cellular component: multivesicular body; ESCRT III complex. The record is from RefSeq and is a predicted model, not a curated record. NCBI's taxonomy places the organism in Eukaryota, Metazoa, Chordata, Mammalia, Eulipotyphla, Erinaceidae. The transcript has 6 exons. Gene Ontology annotation, biological process: protein transport; endosome transport via multivesicular body sorting pathway; late endosome to vacuole transport. The coding region runs from base 273 to 914 and encodes 213 amino acids.
AUGCGCAAGCGCCGCCGAGAAGUGACUUCUCCAAAAAAAGUGUCUUAGUUCGCGGUCACCUGAGCGCCGGGGCGACUCUGCGGCGCUCGGCUUGGCGGAUCUCCGCCCUCCGCGGGUCCUGCCCGGAGACCCCCGCCCUCUCCUCCCGGGGGAGCGUUCGCUGCGCCUUCGGGAUCCCUCGACGGGGUUUCCCUCCCCCCUUUUCGUUCGUCGUCCUUUCCCCGGUGGGCCGGACCGGGCCAAGCCGGGCAGCCCGGGCGAGGUCCCCGACCAUGGCGUCCUUUUUCAAGAAGAAAACCGUGGAUGAUGUAAUAAAAGAACAGAAUCGAGAGUUACGAGGUACACAGAGGGCUAUAAUCAGAGACCGAGCAGCUUUAGAGAAACAAGAAAAGCAGCUGGAAUUAGAAAUUAAGAAGAUGGCCAAGAUUGGUAAUAAAGAAGCUUGCAGAGUUUUAGCCAAGCAACUUGUACACCUACGAAAACAGAAAACGAGAACUUUUGCUGUAAGUUCAAAAGUCACUUCCAUGUCUACACAAACCAAAGUGAUGAAUUCCCAGAUGAAGAUGGCUGGAGCCAUGUCUACUACAGCAAAAACAAUGCAGGCAGUCAACAAGAAGAUGGAUCCACAGAAGACAUUACAGACAAUGCAGAAUUUCCAGAAGGAAAACAUGAAAAUGGAGAUGACGGAAGAAAUGAUCAAUGACACACUUGAUGACAUCUUUGAUGGUUCUGAUGAUGAAGAAGAGAGCCAGGAUAUUGUGAAUCAAGUUCUUGAUGAAAUUGGAAUCGAAAUCUCCGGAAAGAUGGCCAAAGCUCCAUCCGCUGCCCGAAGCUUACCAUCUGCCUCUACUUCAAAGGCUACAAUCUCUGACGAGGAGAUUGAACGACAACUCAAAGCUUUAGGAGUCGAUUAGAUAUUUCUAAAAAGCCAUAAUAUUUUGCUUACUUAUAAUUAUUUAGCAUACUCCAGGCACAGUGCAGACUUCUUUCACACAGCGCAUUUAUUUUGCAAAAAUGAAGACCAUGAGUGAACAUUUGUUUCCUAAACCAUGGCUACUUUGCCUCUUUUGCCAAAGAAUGGUAAUAAUGCAGAAAUGGGAACCAUUUGGACUUUAAUUAGAACUAUUUGGGAGUGAUUAUGUAUAAAACGUUGAUAUGUCUCCACAUGGCAUAGAGAAAUUACAUCCAUUACUUUAUCUAGUUCAUGUUCUAAAUCUUUGUACCAUGAAUACAAAAAAUGUGUUCAGUGCCACUAGGCACUAACUUAGAAAGACUUGUAAAAAUAUUAAAAGUUUAUAACUGUUUCUGUAACUGUUGCCUGUCCUGUAUAAGUGAUUAUAUGUUAUGACCAGAGGCGGUCCAGCUGCCAAAUUAUUUUUAAAUGAUCCAAAAGCAGAGUGCUAUUUAAACAUCUGUCUUAAAAACUGUCAUGAGUUUUUUUUUUUUCCUUCCCCCCUAUGGGAGAAAAUUCUAGAUAGUAAGUUUAUUACCUUUCAAAAUGUGCUUAACACCUGCCUUAAAUAAUACAGACAUAUUGUGCACAUCUUUUAACUGACAGAAAAGAAUUACAUCUUAAGCUAAAAUUGAGGCUUCUUACAGAAGUCAUCCAGACUCUUCCGUGAAGCUUAUAAUAUUGAGUUGAAUAUGAUUAGUAAAAAUCUGACACUGAACAAGCAAGACGUUAUUGUACUAAACCAAUGUAUGUUUGGUCUUCCAAGAACUGAGGAAAUAUUCUUUUAUUUAACUUCUGUUUAAUUUUGAACUGUGUUAAGUGUAUAUGAAUGCUGUAAAUUGAAAACAUAAUUCUCAAGUAAUUAUUCUUUGCUAAGACUCCACCUAAAUUUUCAAAUAAAAACUAGAAUUCUUUUCCUUGGUAAUAAACUGUAACUGUCAGAAAUUA